Monosiga brevicollis MX1 is the source of this 2063-nucleotide messenger RNA. RefSeq lists its product as uncharacterized. Bases 28 to 1899 code for a protein of 623 amino acids. The transcript has 18 exons. Gene Ontology annotation, biological process: Golgi to plasma membrane transport. The record is from RefSeq and is a predicted model, not a curated record. Lineage: Eukaryota; Choanoflagellata; Craspedida; Salpingoecidae.
GUGAAAAGAGAGAGAAAAGCAGUCACAAUGGCGGCGAGUGCAGGCUCGGUGUUUGCCAACGUUAAAAAGGGCAUCAAGGCCAAGGCUUAUGAUGCUGAGGGCCAGGAGGUUGCGUUUGAUGUGCGCGAUGACGAGGAGCAAUCCGUCAAGCUCAGCGAGACGGUGGACCUCCUGCUGGCUGCUGGCUACUUUCGCGCCCGGAUCAAGGGUCUCUCGGCCUUUGACAAGGUUGUGGGUGGCAUGACGUGGUGCAUCACUGCCAGUAACGUUGACGUGGAUGUUGACCUCCUUUUUCAGGAAAACUCGACCAUUGGUCAGAAAAUUGCACUCACCGAAAAGAUCGUCGCGGCCCUUCCCAUCAUGAAGUGUCCCCAUCGACUUGAGCCACAUCAAAUCCAAGGUUUGGAUUUUAUCCACAUUUACCCCGUCAUUCAGUGGCUCGUGAAAAAAGCCAUCGAAACUCGCGAGGAACGUGCCCUGCAGAUUCGCAGGCGCGCUCUCUUCGUCUUUGGCCAACAUGAAGAGUCACCUGAAGAGGCCAAGCGACAGGAGCGCUUGCCCGCCACUCAGCGCUCAUCACACGAUACAAAGGAGCACUAUGCACCCAAGCGGCGUUACCGUGCCCCUGCUUUGGGCAGCGCACCUGAUGAAGCCACUGCCGUUGAAACCACUUUGCUGGAAUACGGCCAGCGAUACGGCAUUCGUCGCAAGCAGGCCAAGGCCAAGUCUGCCAAGGAAGCUGCGGUCGCCGCAUCUCUUGGUGCUGAUGACACUGACGAUGCGGCUGCGGAAGAGGAGGCGCGCCGUUUGGACCAACUCAUGCAAACCAUGGGCGAAGCCGGCGAGGACAAAGUUUCCAAAGCCCGCUUGGGCUCAAUCAUCGAGCAGUCGACCAACGUUAUUUCCAAAUUGUCGGAUGAGUACCGUGCGCAUGCCGCAGAAGUUGCCAAGGCAGAUGAGGGUCGUCAGGGCGGGGUGGCCGCACAUAAGCGUGCCGUCCAAUCGCUGAACAAGCGCAUUGAUGCUGCGCAAUCCGAUCUUGAUGCGCUUCAAGCGCAGCGCGAUGAGACCCAUCGUCGCUAUGAGUCAGCCAAAGCUCGCCUGGCGGAGGCUCAGACCGAGCAUGCUCAGCUGGAGGAGGAGGCCCGUCAAUUGGACGGCCUUGAAGGCGACGAAAGUAACAAGCCCAUUAUCGAGAAACUGCGCACGCUUUUGGCCACGAUGGACGACCUCAAGGCGCGCCAAGGUGCCUUCAAGGCCACGUGUCAAGCAGAGAUGGAGCGCCUGCAGGGCGAGAUUGAGGGCUUGCGCGCCACAGGCGCCAUUCAGGUCGAUGAUGAGCGCGCCCAGGCGGUCCAGCAACAGCUCCAGGAGGAGCAGGCUCGUCUUGACAAGGCCAAGAUCUCCGCUUCCAAGCGUAACCGACAAGUAGCAUAUUUGGAGCGUCAACUCGAUCAGAUCCCGAGCCGUUCCGAGCUCAAACAGUACCAGCGCCGCUUUGUGGAGCUCUACGAGCAAAUCAACGCCAAGCAUCGCGAAACGCAACAUUAUUUUGCGCUGUACAAUACGCUGAGCGACACCAAAUCCUACAUGAUGAAUGAGAACUCGCUCCUACAGUCUAUUCAAGAAACCUUUCCCAAAGCUGUGCUGUCUACGAAUAACAAGCGCGCGUUCUUGGAUCAGCUCGCCAAGAUUGUCGAUGGCAUUGAUAACAACAAAGAGCGAUUGCGCGAAAAGGAAGGCAGUGCGCGCGAACGCCGUGAUCAGCUCAGUCAAGUGCAUUUGGCCUUGAUCGAGACGGAGCGGCGAUAUUUCAAGGCUGUGCGCGACUACGAGCAGGACAUGAAACGCAACGCCAAGUUGGCAGCUCAGCUUGCUGCCAAAACUGGCAGCGCUUAGAUGAUCAUGCUCACGGUUCGUGCCUCGGUUUUUUUCCUAGUUUUACUUUCGCCUUCAAGGGUCUUCAAUCAAAAGUAGUUUCUUCCUCCUCUGCUGACAAGCAACGGCUGUUUCGGCCACCUGCGGUGCGCAGUAUGCGGAAUUGCAUCACAAUUUUGAUGUUC